AUGAUUUGGAUUAAUCUGAUGUUACUUUUGGAAGAUACAGAAACGGUGGAACACCUUCAGAGUGUACUUUUGCUUGGCUCUGUUGCGAUUUGUCGUGAAUGUGUCAGUCUACAUAUUGGUCAGGCGGGAACACAGAUUGGCGCCGCGUGCUGGGAGCUUUACUGUCUGGAACACGGUAUUCAGCCAGAUGGAUGUAUAUCCUCUACGAAAGGGACUGAAGAUGAGAGUAAAUCUUUCACAACGUUCUUCAGUGAAACCGGACGAGGACACUUCGUUCCACGAGCAGUGUUUGUGGAUCUCGAACCAAGCGUAGUAGACGGUUUGCGAACCGGUACUCAUCGCCAGUUGUUUCAUCCAGAACAAAUCAUUAGUGGGAAGGAAGACGCCGCGAAUAACUACGCUCGCGGGCAUUACACGGUAGGAAGGGAAAUCAUUGACCAAGUGAUGGACCGCAUCCGAAAACUAACGGAUCAGUGUAAUGGAUUGCAGGGAUUCCUAAUUUUUCACUCUUUCGGCGGUGGUACCGGGUCAGGUUUCACGUGUUUGUUGAUGGAACGUCUAUCAGUGGAGUAUGGAAAGAAGGCUAAGUUGCAGUUCGCUGUAUAUCCAGCGCCGAACAUAGCUACAGCUGUGGUGGAACCCUACAAUACUGUACUCGCCACGCAUAUGACACUAGAGCAUGCAGACUGCACAUUUAUGGUCGACAAUGAAGCCAUUUAUGACAUUUGCCGUCGUAGUCUGACUCUUGAACGACCAACAUAUACCAAUUUGAACCAGUUAUUUAGUCAAGUAGUGAGUUCUGUUACGGCUUCACUGCGCUUCCAAGGUGCUUUGAAUGUGGAUCUGAACGAAUUUCAGACUAACCUUGUUCCGUAUCCUCGUGUUCACUUCCCUCUCUCAUCUUACGCUCCAGUGAUUUCAGCUGACAAGGUCCAUCAUGAGCAACUAAACGUGAUGGAACUGACAAACACAUGUUUUGAACCUGUCAACCAGAUGGUUAAAUGUGACCCCCGUCGCGGUAAAUAUAUGGCAUGUUGUCUACUCUAUCGUGGAGACGUAAUUCCCAAAGACGUGAACAACGCCCUAACGCGUGUGAAGGCUCAGAAAUCAAUCCAGUUUGUAGAAUGGUGUCCGACUGGUUUCAAGAUUGGGCUGAACUGUCAACCACCCACAGUAGUGCCGGGGAGUCAGCUGGCCCCAGUCAAACGCGCAUUGUGCAUGCUGAGCAACACAACGUCGAUCUCGGAGGCAUGGACUCGUAUCGAUCACAAGUUCGACUUGAUGCAUGCGAAGCGAGCGUUUGUCCAUUGGUUUGUAGGUGAGGGCAUGGAAGAAGGAGAAUUUACCGAGGCGCGCGAAGACUUGGCUGCUUUGGAAAAAGACUAUGAUGAGGUUGCUUGUGAAAGUAAUCGUGGUGAUAACGAUGAUGUAGUGUACUAA
This is a messenger RNA of Opisthorchis viverrini, 1440 nucleotides long. RefSeq lists its product as hypothetical. The coding region runs from base 1 to 1440 and encodes 479 amino acids. Gene Ontology annotation, biological process: microtubule cytoskeleton organization; mitotic cell cycle. Gene Ontology annotation, molecular function: structural constituent of cytoskeleton; GTP binding. Gene Ontology annotation, cellular component: cytoplasm; microtubule. The record is from RefSeq and is a predicted model, not a curated record. The transcript is spliced from 2 exons. NCBI's taxonomy places the organism in Eukaryota, Metazoa, Platyhelminthes, Trematoda, Opisthorchiida, Opisthorchiidae.